AUGAGGAGAGAGCACGCCGCGUCCGUCAGCAACUCUGUCUAUACUGUGGGAGGUCCGGACACCUGCUACCAGCCUGCCCCACCAGACCACGCAGUCCAGGGGGAGGAGUUGAGUCUGGUGGCACUCAUUGACUCUGGCGCUGCAGGAAAUUUCACCUCGGAUGAGUUCGCUAAGGCUAAGGCCAUCCCUAUGACCAGGUGCGCCUCACCCUUGGCCGUGGAGGCGAUAGACGGGCGACCGCUUGGAAAGGGAAGAAUCCAGUUCACCACUGAAGACGUCGAGCUGCAAGUGGGCCUGUCUCAAAUUGAAACCAUUCGCUUCCUCGAGAUGACAUCUCCACAUCACCCACUGAUUUUGGGCCUGCCGUGGCUGCAGCUCCAUGACCCUGUCAUCUCCUGGAGAGAGCAUCAGAUUAUUUCCUGGGACAAAACCUGCACCCAGCAUUGCAGUCGAUCAGUAUUCCAAUCGUUCAUCAAUGAGGUGUUCCGGGACAUGGUGGAUCGCUGGGUGAUCGUGCAUAUUGACGACAUCCUCAUUCAUUCUGAAACAUUGGAAGAACACAUACAGCAUGUACGAAUGGUACUUAAGCGGCUAAUCCAACAUCGCCUGUAUGCUAAAGCAGAGAAGUGCCAGAGUUCAUCCCAGUUUUAUGCUGCACAAGGAGAAGACGCGAUGAUUCACGAGGAGGAGAAUUUGAAGCUGAUCAACCAAGCAGUGGAAGACUCACAUGCGGUGAAUGAGGUAAAGAAUCAGUUGAAAGCUCUCAUGGAAACCCCCGAGGCACGGGGAGAACAUGCAAACUCCGCACACACAAGGCGGAGGCGGGAAUCGAACCCCGACCCUGGAGGUGUGAGGCGAACGUGCUACCCACUAAGCCACCGUGCCCCCCAGAUUAAGGAGUUACUUCAGCUAAAUAUCAUUAAACCUUCUACGUCUCCGUGGGCUUCACCAGUGGUGGUCGUAGAUAAAAAAGAUGGAGGAUCCCGGUUAUGCGUUGAUUACCGUGGUCUUAAUGCAAAAACCCACCUCGACGCAUAUCCAAUGCCUCAGAUCACAGAUAUUCUCGAUUCUCUCCAAGGAGCCAAGGUGUUCAGCACAUUGGACUUAAAGAGUGGAUACUGGCAAGUUGAAAUGGAUCCUGCAAGUAUGGAAAAGACCGCCUUCAUUACUGCUUCAGAGCUAUAUGAAUUCUUUUGCCUUCCAUUUGGCCUGAAAAACGCUGCAGCAUCUUUCCAACGACUAAUGGAACAAGUUCUCAGAGAGCAUAAGAACAAAUGUUGCAUGGUCUAUAUCGAUGAUAUUAUUGUCUACUCUCCUGACAUCCAAACGCACCUGCACCAUCUUAAACAAGUGUUUUGUAGUCUGCACAAGGCCGGACUCACUCUGAACCUCAAGAAGUGUAAGUUUAUCUGUUUUUCACUUGACUACUUAGGCCAUACCAUCACAGCAGAUGGAGUCAAGGUGAAUUCAGACAAAGUGGAACAUACAAAUCAGAACAUACCCAACUCCCAAGUCCUUAAAAGAAGUACAGAGAUUUCUUGGUCUGGCAGCUUGGUACCAUCGGUUUAUUCCUGUUUUCUCCACUAAAGCAGCACCUUUACACGCAUUGAAGAGGAAAGGAGUGAAGUGGAAGUGGACGGACAAGUGUCAACGUUCAUUUGACCUCAUCAAAGAUGAACUCACUAGAGCACCUGUUUUAGUUACACCUAACUUUGAUGUUUUUUUUAAAGUACAGACCGAUGCAAGUGAUGUGGGUUUGGGAGCUGUUUUGACUCAGGAAGUGGAUAGACAAGAGAGAGUUGUUGCCUAUGCCUCCCGUUUGCUCAAAGGUGCUGAGAAAUCCUAUUCGACAUCAGAGAAGGAAUGUCUAGCAGUAGUAUGGGCUGUAGAAAAGUGGCAUCAUUACUUAGAAGGCAGAGCUUUCGAGGUGAUCACUGAUCAUGCAUCCUUAGUCUGGCUUUUCCAACAUCCAAAACCCUCAUCCAGACUGGAAAGAUGGACGAUAAGACUACAAGGAUACCACUUUUCUGUACGGUAUCGAAACGGACAAUGUAAUGUUGUGCCAGAUGCGUUAUCCAGGAGAGAUGAAGCUGAAUCACCGGCUGUGGUGUUGCACACUCCAGCAAAGCGUGGUUUUAAUGCUGUCAUUUGUGAUCUGCCAUUGGGUUUGUCAGAAAUCGCUGAUGAACAAAAAAAUGACACAGAGUGCCAAGAGAUCAUAGUUGAAGCCAAGACCCAAAAAACCACAGAUCUUAAGAGAACGCACUAUGUUUUUAAAAAUGAAGUGUUAUUUAGGAGCCUUCCAGACUCUAAAGAAGGCCAAAGGCUUCAAAUUGUAGUCCCUGCAAAACUGAAGGAAGUAAUGUUAACUUAUGCACAUGACAGCCCCCUGAGUGGUCACUUGGGUAAAUUCAAAACUCUAAUGCGACUUUUAGAAUUUGCUUAUUGGCCAUCGAUACGUACUGAUGUAUGGCAGCAAUGCAAAAACUGUAAGAAAUGUCAACAGCAUAAGCCCACUAACUUAAAACCUGCAGGUGGUCUACAAAGUGUGCCCAUAGUUGAGCCUGGAUAUAUGCUGGGCAUGGACAUCAUGGGACCAUUUCCACGGAGCACCCGGCAGAAUGAGUAUCUUCUGGUUAUAGACGACUAUUUCACAAAAUGGGUAGAGGUUUUCCCCAUGAGAGCUGCUAAGGCUACAAUCAUUGUACGAAUUCUUAUAGAGGAGAUUUUCACAAGAUGGGGAACACCAGCCUUCAUCGUGUCCGAUAGAGGUACACAAUUUACCUCAAACCUCUUGGACCAAGUAUGUAAGCAGUGGCAAGUAACACAAAAACUCACCACCGCAUACCACCCUCAGUCAAACCUCACUGAACGGGUCAUUCGAAAUUUGAAGACUAUGAUUGCCAUGUACGUCGAACAAAACCACCGUACCUGGGAUCAGUGGAUAUGUGAAUUCAGAUUUGCACUAAAUACCGCAUGGCACGAAAGUACUGGGUACACACCUGCUGAGAUUGCACUAGGACGACAAUUGAAAGGUCCGCUGCAGAGAGCUUUACAGAAUCCACCAGAUCCUGACCAACCAGCCUAUAGUAUUCUAGAACGCCGAAAAUCCCUAUAUGAGUCAGUAAGAGAGAACGUAGAGAAGGCACAAACUAAACAAAGAAAAUACUACAACCUUAAGAGAAGAGCUCAAAACUUCAUUGAGGGUGAUUUAGUUUGGGUGCGUACACACCCCCUCUCGUGUGCAGAUGAUGCUUUUAUGGCUAAGAUUUCACCAAAAUGGAAAGGCCCAGCUAAAAUUGUAAAACAAAAAACUAGGUCCUGUAAAUUACAAGGUUGCCAUGUUAUCUGAUCCUACUCAGGUAGACUCGUAUCAUACCCAGAAUUUAAAAAUUUGCCAUGGGUCAAAUUUUAGUCCAUGGGGAGGGGUAUGUAACAGACAAGGUGUUACCGGUUUCUUUUGUGUUUUGUUCCUUUUAUGUUUGUUGAUUUCUUAGGGGUAGCUGCAAGCAGGGUUGUAGUACCUCUGGGAGCAGCUUGGGGGCACUAGUGCCGGGAGGUAACCAGCAUAUAAGCUGACCUACCAUAGAAGCAAAUUUGUUGGUAGAGGGAAGCCUCAUGGUUUCCAAUCAAGCUACCUUGUUACCUUUGUUGUUAAGUCCUAAUUGAGAACUCUGAGUUUCUGCUCAAUUGUAAGUAUGGAUUACCAUGUAUUCCUCCUGGUUUGUUGUUAAAAAGAUACUAAUGUUAGUUGUUUGUUUUCUUUCUAGAAAGGACUUUUGAUUAUUUUUGCUUGUUUUGGGUCACAAAUGUCUCUUUCACUACAGAUCAGGGGAUUAAAAACAUUGCAUCGCACUCAAAUAACCGUUUGGAUUUCAAGCUCAUCUCAGCCCACAAACAUUAUCACUUAUCAGAAAAACUGAAUACAGACUCAUUGACUUGGAGGGAAAAGGAAGAAGGGGCCAACGCUUGCUUUUGGGUUUGUUCAUUGUCUGGGGGCGCAGGGUGUGGGCACUUGCAGAUUUAAAAAUAAAACGAUUGUAAAAGUUCAA
Tachysurus fulvidraco (yellow catfish) is the source of this 4052-nucleotide messenger RNA. RefSeq lists its product as uncharacterized. NCBI's taxonomy places the organism in Eukaryota, Metazoa, Chordata, Actinopteri, Siluriformes, Bagridae. The record is from RefSeq and is a predicted model, not a curated record. The coding region runs from base 1 to 1587 and encodes 528 amino acids. The transcript has 4 exons.